CACCAAAACAUAAGACAAUCAUUCGUCAACAAACGUUGAGGUGAACACCAGGAAGGCCAGCACGGGGAGCUGUUUAUCUCCUAACAAAAAAUGGAAAUAUUGAAGUGGAGAGCGUAACUUGCGAAGAGGGAAGAGUGUUAGGGAUUAGGUGCUACUCUGGGGGUCAUACAAUAUAUACACACCAUCUCAAGAAGGCCAACAGGUGGGAAACACUGGUGCUUCAUGUGACAUUCGGCUGCGACUUUUCAAGUUUACUUGAACUUCGAUUAAUACAACAUGGAUGAGGAUACAGGAUUAAGGUCGCACCGGCGAGAACGGAAAGAAAGAAAAGAAAAGGAAAGAAGGGAGAGGGAGAGGGAACGUGAUAGGGGAGAAAGAGAAAGGGGAGAAAGAGAGAGGGGAGAAAAGGAGCGUGAUCACUACAGAGAGCGGGAAAAGGAGAGAAACAAUGAAAGAAAUGAUAGAAUCAAUGAGAGAAACAAUGAGAGAAACAAUGAGAGAAACAGUGAGAGGAACAAUGAGAGAGAGAGAGACUAUGACAGGGAACGCAUCAGAGAGAGGGAGAAGGGUCGUGACAGAGAGCGCGAUCGGGAGAGGGAACGGUUAGACAAAAGAAAGCGAUCGCCUGAGGCAAAGUCCAAGGAGGAACUAAAGGCAGAGGAGAUUGAAGAGGCGGAAAAAAGAGAGGCGGAAAAGAAAUUAAAGAAAGAGCCUUUGUCUUUGGAAGAAAUGGUAGCAAGAAAGAGGGCAGAAGAGGAAGCUCUCAGCCGUCCCAAAUUCUUGACCAAGGCAGAGAGGCAAGCGGAGGCACUCAGACGCCGACAAGAGGAGAUUGAUGAGAUGCGCAAGAGGCAAGAUGAGGAGAGGAAGGCGCGAGAAGUCAUGUACCAGGAUGGUCGGCGGGAACUGGAGCAGGCCUUAAGGCAGGAAGAUCCUCGGGAGCGCGACCGACACCGUCGAGACCGAGAGCCAAGAGAGAAUAAGGAGGAUGUUGAGUUGGAAAGAAAAAAGCAGCUUGAGCGAGAUGCUGUUAAUGAAAGGUACCUUGGUAUUGUGAAAAAGAAGAAAAAGAUUCGGAGGUUGAAUGACCGUAAGUUUGUGUUUGACUGGGAUGCUGGUGAGGACACGUCAGUAGACUACAAUGAGCUAUACAUCAAUAAGCAUCUUGUUCAUUUCUUUGGUCGUGGACAUUUUGGUGGACUAGACUUAAAAGAACAAAAGAAAGUUCAAUCAAAGUUUUAUGGAAACUAUAUAGAACAUCGUCGUACUCAGGCCGACAAAGACCAAGAGCUGAUCCGCAUAAAGAAAGAACAGAAGAAGGAGGAUAAGAAAAAGUGGGAUGAUCGGCACUGGAGUGAAAAGAAUGUAGAGCAGAUGACAGAACGUGAUUGGAGAAUUUUCAGGGAAGAUUACAAUAUUGCAAUCAAGGGAGGUCGCAUCCCCAAUCCAAUUCGUACAUGGGCAGAAUCUAAUAUAAAGAAAGAUAUUUUGGACAUUAUUGCCAGUGUUGGAUACCAGGACCCGACACCAAUUCAGAGACAGGCUAUCCCCAUUGGUUUACAAAAUCGAGAUAUUAUUGGUGUUGCAGAGACUGGUUCUGGUAAGACUUUAGCAUUUCUCAUUCCUCUUUUGGAAUGGAUUCAGUCUCUUCCAAAAAUUGCUCGGUUAGAGGAUGCAGACCAGGGGCCAUAUGCAUUAGUCAUGGCUCCAACGCGAGAGCUGGCACAACAGAUCGAGGAAGAAACAACAAAGUUCGGAGGUCCUCUUGGCAUCCGAACAGUGGCAGUUAUUGGUGGCUUGUCACGUGAAGAACAAGGUAUGAAGUUACGAAUGGGCUGUGAAAUUGUUAUUGCCACUCCUGGCCGUCUCGUAGAUGUGCUUGAAAACCGAUACCUUGUAUUGAAUCAGUGCACCUAUGUUGUCUUUGAUGAGGCCGAUAAAAUGAUUGAUAUGGGUUUUGAGCCAGAUGUUCAAAAAAUUCUUAAGUUUAUGCCAGUGACAAAUGAAAAGCCAGAUAAUGAAGAUGCUGAAGAUGAGGACAAGUUGCUGCAAAACUUCCUCUCUAAACAUAAGUAUAGGCAAACUGUCAUGUUUACAGCUACUAUGCCACCUGCUGUAGAAAGAAUGGCAAGACAGUAUCUUCGACGACCUGCCUAUGUGUACAUUGGCUCUAUAGGCAAACCUGUGGAACGUGUUGAACAGGCCGUGUUCAUGGUUAGUGAACAAGAAAAGCGUAAGAAGUUACUCGAUAUUUUGAAGAGAGGCAUUACACCUCCAGUACUCAUUUUUGUCAAUCAAAAGAAGGGUGCAGAUGUGUUAGCCCGUGGUCUGGAGAAACUGGGCCACAAUGCCACAACUCUCCACGGUGGCAAAGGUCAAGAACAGCGUGAACAUGCUCUCGCUAAUCUCAAGUCUGGAGCAAAGGAUAUCCUCGUGGCUACCGAUGUUGCUGGUCGUGGUAUUGAUAUUAAGGAUGUUUCUCUUGUCAUCAAUUAUGAUAUGGCAAAGAACAUUGAGGACUAUACCCACAGAAUUGGUCGUACUGGUCGUGCCGGAAAGCAUGGAAAGGCCAUCUCUUUCUUAACCAAAGAUGACUCGCACUUGUUCUAUGAGUUGAAGCAGCUAAUUCUGUCAUCACCAGUGUCAUCAUGUCCACCAGAGCUGGCUAACCACCAUGAAGCCCAACACAAACCUGGCACAGUUAUGACAAAGAAACGAAGGGAAGAGAAAAUAUUUGCAUAAUCAGAGGUGCAAAUGUGAUUCUUUUUCACAACUUAGUCUGUUAUGCUCUGUGUGUAUUGGGACUGUUGGUGCCAUCAGUGUUAGUUGAGUGUGACAUUAGGUAAUAUAUCUAGUGUGAUAAUACAAUUAAGUUUCACAACACCGAAAUGAAUUGAUAGCAUAACAGUUGAUAUAUACUUUAUGCACAGAAUAUAGAUACUGUUGUUGGCCCUAGAUCUACUUGUGGAAUGUACUGUAUUCUUGAAAACCUUGUGCAAAGCCAAGUAAACUGUACGAGAGAAAAUUGAAUUACUUUCUAGAAAUGUCCAAAUAUCGACCCUUUUUUUUUCCAAGUUCUCUGUAAAAGACCUACUUGAACAAUAUUACUAAAUAUUCCUGCUUCUUUCCAGAAACAAAUACUGUGUAUGAUGAAGCAUGGAAUAAAAAGGUUAAAAAAAGUCAUCUAAAAAGUGCAUUAAGAGAGAUGAUAAUGAGGAGUUGUAUGGUUAGGUACAGUAUUAUAUUGAAACAUUGCACACCAAAAUAGCAUUUUGGUUGUGCAAAUUUCUUGCAUCAGCUUGAAUACAGGCAGACCCUACCCUUGGGCAGUUUGAAUUUUGAGUGUUAAAAUCACGGGCUCGGAUUCACAUUAUCUAAACUCGUGCAGAAUUGAGACCAGCUGUGUUUUUCAUCACGUGGGAUUCAUAAGUAUCUCUUUUAAUUUUUGGUAAUAAUUUUCAACUCAUUUUUCCUUGUAUGGGCAGAUAAACAUAUAGGAAAGUACCUGACAUAAUACUGUAAAGUUUUUAUAAAAGCACGUAACCAUUAUUUUAGUUUUCCUUUCCAAAAACAAAACUGCCUUCCACAUUUGUGCUGAAAAACAUUUCGGUUACACUCGGGCAAUUAAGAAAAGUUUGUAUUCUGUCUUUACUAAGACAGUAAUGUUAAUUCAUUUUGUUGAUGGACAGGCAGCCAGUGUGUUUUCAUUCACAUUAGGCUUUUAUUGACGUCCUCUCCCAAGGUCAAAUUACUGACCCCGCCUAGAAUGCAACCCCACAACAAGCUGACUAGCUCCUGAGUACCUACUUACUGCCAGGUGAACAGGGGGGUAUUCAACCAUGGCAGUAAGAUAUGAAAUGCAGCCAAUCAUUUCUGUCCUGCCCAGGGUAUACAUAUGUAAUCAUAUAUUUUUACUAUCUGGUAACAAAUCUAUGUAAGUUGGAGUUAUUAAAUAUAAGUUAAG
This is a messenger RNA of Procambarus clarkii (red swamp crayfish), 3964 nucleotides long. RefSeq names its product probable ATP-dependent RNA helicase DDX23. Gene Ontology annotation, molecular function: ATP binding; RNA binding; RNA helicase activity. NCBI's taxonomy places the organism in Eukaryota, Metazoa, Arthropoda, Malacostraca, Decapoda, Cambaridae. The record is from RefSeq and is a predicted model, not a curated record. Gene Ontology annotation, biological process: mRNA splicing, via spliceosome. Gene Ontology annotation, cellular component: catalytic step 2 spliceosome.